Saccostrea echinata is the source of this 886-nucleotide messenger RNA. RefSeq names its product alpha-1,6-mannosyl-glycoprotein 4-beta-N-acetylglucosaminyltransferase-like. Gene Ontology annotation, biological process: protein N-linked glycosylation. The transcript is spliced from 2 exons. NCBI's taxonomy places the organism in Eukaryota, Metazoa, Mollusca, Bivalvia, Ostreida, Ostreidae. The record is from RefSeq and is a predicted model, not a curated record. The coding region runs from base 141 to 878 and encodes 245 amino acids. Gene Ontology annotation, molecular function: acetylglucosaminyltransferase activity.
AGCUUUGCCUUAUAUACCCUUAGGCUAGUCCAUUCCAACGGUUUUCAGGUUAUUUCGAUAUUUGAAGUCUACAAUACGUUUUACUCAAAAGCCCCUUCACUAAAUCUUAUCAGCAUAAUUGCAGGAACCAUGGGAAAAAAAUGGAUCAGCAAAACCCUAAAAAGAGCAAGACCGAACGUUACCUUACGAUAGGAAUUCCCUCCGUCAAAAGACAGAAUAUGACUUAUCUAGAGCAUACACUUCUAUCCCUGGUAUCAAAAACAUCACAAAAUGAUCGCAGACGAGUAAUUAUUGUGGUGUUUUUGACUGAUAGUAAUCAUACCUGGGUGGUACAUCGAGCCAAGGAAGUCUACAAAAGAUUCAGAGAGCAUGUAGAUUCCGGUUUUAUACAAAUUGUACAUCCGCCUCAUAUCUUCUACCCUAAUUUCCGGUUGCUGGAGCGUCGGUUCAAUGACAGCCCGGAAAGAGUUGCCUGGCGAAGCAAGCAGAAUUUAGACUACUCUUAUUUGAUGACGUACUCACAACCUAUGUCGAAAUAUUACCUACAAUUAGAGGAUGACGUCAUGGUUACUAGUAAUUACACAAGAAAGCUUGAAGAUUUUAUAAACAGAAAUCCAAGCAAAUGGCUAUUCUUGCGUGUGUCAAAACUUGGUUUUAUUGGGCUUCUGUUUAAAAAUUCUGAUUUAUUGAAAGUGGCCAAAUUUUUACGUAUUUUAUUUGACGAAAAACCAUGUGAUCUCCUUAUAAAUGAUUUACGUGUCAUCAAAGGGCAAACAAAAGAUAUUAUUCUGUCCCCAUCCUUAUUUCAACACAUGGGGGUUAUUUCUUCUUUAAAAAAUCAAAUCCGGCGUGUCAAAGAUAAUACAUUUAGGGCUUAAUUCUUGUC